CCGAGGAAACAUGGGAAUUCUUUAACACGCUGUUCGCGGACAGUAGAGGACACAUCGUCUGCAGCACCCGGACUUUUCUAAUCAUGGUGCUGCUACACGUGCUGUUUGAGCAUGCGGCAGGCUAUGCUCUUUUCGCCGUCAAGGAAGUGGAGGAGAUCGGCAUGCUACUUCCACAGGUGGAGGAUAGUGUUCUGAAUAUUGGGAAAUUCAACAAUGUGGUCAAGCUGGCUGCCUUCUUCCCCUUUAAGUCAGCCCAGUCAGCCUUGGAGAAUAUCAACGCUGUCUCUGAAGGAGUUGUGCAUGCAGAUCUGAAGUUGUUCCUUGAGACAAACCUGCCCCCUGGUGGUAAGAAGAAGAAUAUCCUGGGUGUGUCUGAUGCGAAGAUUGGAGCAGCACUGCAGGAGGAGCUUGGGCUGUCCAUCCAGACGGGUGGGGUCGUGGCCGAGAUACUCAGAGGGGUUCGCCUGCACUUCCACUCCCUGGUGAAGGGGCUCACGGCCCAGGCGGCCUCGAAGGCACAGCUCGGUUUGGGCCACAGCUACUCCAGGGCGAAGGUCAAGUUCAACGUGAACCGGGCCGACAACAUGAUCAUCCAGUCCAUCGCCCUGCUGGACCAGCUGGACAAGGACAUCAACACCUUCGCCAUGCGCGUGCGCGAGUGGUACGGGUACCACUUCCCUGAGCUGAUCAAGAUUGUGUCGGAUAACGCCACGUACUGCCGCCUGGCCCGUCUCAUUGGGAACCGCAAGGAGCUGUCCGAGGAGAGCCUGGAGGCGCUGGAGGAGGUGGUGAUGGACAGCGCCAAGGCCCAGGCCAUCCUGGAGGCCUCUCGCAGCUCCAUGGGUAUGGACAUCUCCCCCAUUGACCUGAUCAACAUCGAGAGCUUCUCCAGCAGAGUGGUCUCCCUGGUGGACUACCGGCAGGGGCUGCAGGAGUACCUGCGCUCCAAAAUGGGCCAGGUAGCCCCCAACUUGGCUGCCCUCAUCGGUGAAGUGGUCGGGGCCCGUCUGAUCUCUCACGCCGGCAGCCUGACCAACCUGGCGAAGUACCCGGCCUCCACGGUGCAGAUCCUGGGCGCGGAGAAAGCCCUGUUCAGAGCCCUGAAGACUCGAGGGAACACCCCCAAAUACGGCCUGAUCUUCCACUCGACCUUCAUCGGGCGUGCUGCUGCCAAGAACAAGGGGCGCAUCUCCCGUUACCUGGCCAACAAGUGCACAAUCGCCUCGCGCAUUGACUGCUUCUCGGAGUUGCCCACUAGCGUCUUUGGCGACAAGCUGAGGGACCAGGUCGAGGAGCGUCUGUCCUUCUACGAGACGGGUGACGUGCCGCGCAAAAACGUGGAUGUCAUGAAGGAGGCAGUGAAAGAGGCUGGAGAAGUGGCUGCUGAGAUCAAGAGAAAGUUGGAGAAGAAAGAGAGGAAACGAAAGAAGCGCGAAAAGAAGCUUGCAGCGCUCUCCAUGGCGGAGGGCGAGGAGGAAGAGGAGGAGAGCAAGGUCAAGAGCAAUGGCGAGACUGCCGAAAACGGAGACGCGGAAACCGUCAAGAAGAAGAAAAAGAAAAUGAAGCAGGAGGAAGAGGUGGAAGAGGGGGCGGAGACAAAUGGUGUGGGGGACACACCUACGCCCAAGAAAAAGAAGAAGCGGGAGGUGGUGGAAGAAGAGGGGGCAGAGACGAAGGGUACAGAAGACACACCUGCACCCAAGAAGAAAAAGAACAAGAAGCAGGAAGAGGAAAUGGAGGAAGAGGCAGCAGAGACGAACGGCGUGGAGGACACGCCGGCGCCUAAGAAGAAAAAGAAGCGAAAGAGCGAGGCGAUAGAGCCAGAGCCUGUGGAUGAGGCAGCGAUGGAGACCGCAGAGGUUACGCCAGAGACGCCACAGACCGAGAAGAAGAAAAAGAAGAAAAAAAUUAAGACGGGGGAUGAAUAGCAAACUCC
Messenger RNA from Megalops cyprinoides (Indo-Pacific tarpon), 1936 nucleotides. RefSeq names its product NOP56 ribonucleoprotein homolog (gene nop56). The record is from RefSeq and is a predicted model, not a curated record. The transcript is spliced from 12 exons. NCBI's taxonomy places the organism in Eukaryota, Metazoa, Chordata, Actinopteri, Elopiformes, Megalopidae. The coding region runs from base 84 to 1928 and encodes 614 amino acids. Gene Ontology annotation, cellular component: box C/D methylation guide snoRNP complex; small-subunit processome. Gene Ontology annotation, molecular function: snoRNA binding.